This is a messenger RNA of Vicia villosa (hairy vetch), 404 nucleotides long. RefSeq names its product phospholipase A2-alpha-like. Bases 1 to 366 code for a protein of 121 amino acids. Lineage: Eukaryota; Viridiplantae; Streptophyta; Magnoliopsida; Fabales; Fabaceae. Gene Ontology annotation, molecular function: A2-type glycerophospholipase activity; calcium ion binding. The transcript is spliced from 4 exons. Gene Ontology annotation, biological process: lipid catabolic process; phospholipid metabolic process; arachidonate secretion. The record is from RefSeq and is a predicted model, not a curated record.
AUGCGCCUCGCCGUCACCGACACAAAUCAGACACAGUUAUUAAAGUGUUCUAUUAUCUUGUUUUUCACUUUUGUCUUCAAUUUGUUAACCUCACCUGCUUAUGCCCUCAACAUAGGUGCUGAAACCACUGGAGUAGCUGUUUCUGUUAGCAAAGAGUGUAGCAGACAAUGUGAGUCAAGUUUCUGCUCAGUGCCUCCAUUGUUGAGAUAUGGAAAGUAUUGUGGACUUUUGUAUAGUGGAUGCCCUGGUGAAAAACCUUGUGAUGGCCUUGAUGCAUGUUGUAUGAGCCAUGAUCAAUGUGUCACUGCCAAAAACAGUGAGUUCUUUUUAUAUAUAUUGUGUCUUCUUAAUAGAAUUUGGAUUUGAGUCUAACUCAACUCAAAAAAAUAGCUCAGAGAAUUAGA